AUGAAAAUUUUCGCGAGUAAACGUCUCCGUCAAGGAAUCUCUAGGGUCUACCCUGCGUUGACGUUCCUAUCACGACCACCCUCCUCAACGAUGAUGAUUAAAUCUCAGUCUGAAGAAAACCUAAGCAAACUGAGCGAGUGUAUGGACAAUAUGGAUGACGAUGUCUCGAAGAUGUUCAUGGAGUGUCAUCAGACAGACUUCCGUCAAGACCCCGAGUUGAUUCGUCUUCUCAACGAUUACUUCACCACAAGCAAAGCAGUCACCGAGCUCUGCGAGUCUCUGCGUAAGUGCUUGGAGAGAGCCGAACAAGACGAGUGUUUCUUGAUCGACGAGACGUUACGUGAUUUCCACGAGGAGGAGAAAAACAAAUCCAGCUUCAGGAAAACAUUCCGAGACCUCACGAAGUUGAGCAACGACUACGGAGAUGAUGUUUUCUCCGGUGACUUUCUCAGGAAGCUUGAGAUCUGUCACCGAGAUUUGGGCAAGAUGAUCAUGAAGCUAGAGUCUACGAUGAAAGAAAUCGACAAGAAGCUGAGACGCUUACGAGGAGGGAGAGCGAUGGUUGCGGCGGCGAUACUUGCUCUAGUGGCCGUGGGAAAAAUCGUGGCCGGAAUCUUUGUACCUGUUCCGGUUGAGGCAGUGACUAAGUUCGCUGCUUCGAGGUGGAGGGAGUCGACGGAGACUCUGAAGCGGGAAAAGACGGCUGUGACGUCGAUGGAGAGAGCAACGAUGGUGGCUCUCAAGGAAGUUGAGAAGAUGAGUAGACUGGUGAAUAGGUUAGAGGCGGUGGAGAGAUCCAUUAGACUAAAGGCGGACAUCGCCGUUAAUAGACGGUCGUCGGUGGCGUUUGCUAUGGGAGGGAUGGAGAAGGAACGGAAGGUGUUUAAGUCAACGCUCGUUGAGUUAGACAGAGAGACCGGACGGUGCGAUGGGUUUGUGGAGUUUGGGCGUACAUUGACUCGGGACAAGAUCUUUCAGUUUCUGUCUUGCGGUGAGAAACGGUAA
Eruca vesicaria subsp. sativa (arugula) is the source of this 1005-nucleotide messenger RNA. Lineage: Eukaryota; Viridiplantae; Streptophyta; Magnoliopsida; Brassicales; Brassicaceae. The record is from the annotation of a GenBank genome assembly.